Messenger RNA from Ruditapes philippinarum (Manila clam), 4324 nucleotides. RefSeq names its product monocarboxylate transporter 12-B-like. The transcript is spliced from 5 exons. Lineage: Eukaryota; Metazoa; Mollusca; Bivalvia; Venerida; Veneridae. Gene Ontology annotation, biological process: monocarboxylic acid transport; transmembrane transport. The record is from RefSeq and is a predicted model, not a curated record. Gene Ontology annotation, molecular function: monocarboxylic acid transmembrane transporter activity. The coding region runs from base 317 to 2101 and encodes 594 amino acids.
UAGUCAACAAUACUUUAAAGAAUAGUUUUCGCAAAAUUGAAUUUAAACACAGUUAUUAUAAUAAACUUAAAUCAUUAUCACUGGUAUUUCUAGAGAAUCUUUGCAAAUUACCGCUUGUUUUAAACCGAUGAAAACCGUAUUUAACUAAGAUAAGAAAAAAACAAUGCAGACCGCUCACUGUUAAUGUCAAUGUUUAAACUACGCUCCUCUAUAAGGCUAACUACAUAUAUAUGUACAUGUAAAAUGUAAAAUUGAUUUACUCUUCAUUAAGCAGCCGUUCAACUGUGGUGGCCGACACUUAUGAUAAACUGGAAAUAUGAAUAAAUACAUGAAUGAUGACAAGAUAGCGGAUGAUAGUUUCAAUGUAAAGAAACAUCUGAAUGAUGAUGGAGACAAUAACAAUUGGAAUGAAGAAGCAGAAAAUAAAAAUUGGAAUAGAGAAGCAGACGAUAAAUAUCCGGAUAAAAAAGCAGACGACACACAUUGGGAUGAGGAAGCAGACGAUGUUGAUAUAGAACAGAUUACACAAAAUGCGCAUGUUCCAAAAGAUCAUGGCUGGGCGUGGUUUAUUUUAUUAGGAGCAACGCUAGAAAUGUUUUUGCAGCUUGGAAUAGUGAAGUCAGCAGGAAUAUUGUUUGUUGCCUUCCAAGAAAAGUUUCAUUCUAGCUCAUCCGUGACGUCUUUACUGUCGACCGUACAGAACAUUUGCCAAAGUUUAACAGCUUUUCUUGUGAUGACGUGUGGAAUCAAGCUAACAUCCUACCGCAAUCUGGUGUUUUUUGGAAGCAGUAUUUCUUGUAUUGCAUACGUCAUAACUUCACAAGCAACUGAUAUAAGAGUGCUUCUGUUCUCACAUGGCGUUCUCCAAGGUAUUGGUGUUGGAACAGCACUUCCAGCUACCGUAACAAUGGUGAGUUUAUACUUCGAGAAAAGACGUGGCUUGGCGAAUAGUAUUGCUGUUAGUGGCGGUCCGGUAGGUGGAGCCGUGUUCGCCUCUCUUAUAACACAUUUAUUGGCGACCUACGGGUAUCAAGGAUGUGUGCUAGUUGUGGCGGGUAUUUUAUUAAACGGCUGUGUCAGUGGAGCUUUCUUUAGACCAACUUCAUUCUAUACAGAUAGAAAAGCGAGACAAAAACUUAGAGAUGUCGGAAAAGAAGUCGAGGAAGAAAGACAAAAGUUUAUAAGUAAUCAUAAAAUGCAGAAACAUAGUAAUCUUGAUAUCAUGAGCUUAAAAAAAGGUGAUUUGAUAUUGGAUCAGGAGUCGUUGUCUGCUUCAGACAACUUUUCAAAGGUAACAUUUGAAAAAUCCCCCAACAAUUUUACCCUGGAAUAUAGAAAACAGGAAAACAGUGUUUAUACAGAUAUUGUCAAAAGUCAGAAGACACAUAAAUUAUUAGAAACUUCAGAAGACACUUUUCAUUCUUUUGAUGUGAAUACUUCAGUGGAAAGUAUUAAUGAGCAAAUAAAUCGGGAAGAUGAUAAAAAUGAUUUAAAGAGACAUAUUUUCUGUAAAUAUUUCAACUUUCAACUAUUAACAAAUCCUUUAUUUUUGGCAUUUCUUUUGCAAGGUAGUUUCAUUGCUUCUGGCACCCUUGUUGCACCAAUUUUUAUAGUUCCUUAUGCAAGAGACAUUAAUGUUAGCACGGAAGACAUUGCAACUUUAGUUACCACUCAAAGUUGUAUAGAUUUAUUUGCUCGUUUGUUAAUAGGAUACAUUUCUGAUAAGAACUGGGUUCGGCGAUCAACUAUUGUGGCUACUGCGUCUAUGGUGGUUGCCGUGUCGUCUAGCCUUCUGCGAUUCUAUACAACCUUUCCACUUCUGCUGGGCUAUUCCGUUGUUUUAGGUCUAGUGUCAGGGGUGUAUUUCUCCCUCUAUACAGUAGUUCUCAUCGAUUACUUAACACUUCAAAAUUUUCAGACAUCUCUUGGUUUUAUGUCACUUGUACAUGGAUUCUCGAUUGCCGCGGUAUUUUACCUUGUAGGUUAUUUACGCGACAUAUCGGGGUCAUACAUAGUUCCUCACCAGGUGAUCGGUGCAACUACAGGCAUAGGUUCCAUUAUUAUGUUUUUGAUGCCUGUUAUCCAGCGUCUACAAAAAUAAUAACGCUUGAAAGUUACCACCCAAUAACUAUUUCUACAAUAAUGACGAAAUUAAAGCGGCUGAUACACGAUUAAUUAAAGGAGAAUGUGAAACAUUUGAAUUUGAAUUAAGUGAGUAGAUAUUGGAGUAUAAUAUUCCAACUCUAAAAUUCUGGAAUUCUAUCUUAUACACAGUAUUCAAGCAUAAAAAUAAAAAGUAUACAAAAUAAAUGUUCUAAUCUAAACAGAAAUGCAUACCUUCAUGACGUCUAUGUGCAUUGAAAAUGUUAACAUGCAAUUUGUUGCAGUAGCAUGUAACAGCAACGUCUUUCUUACAUUGAUGCAUCAUUUACACAGCCGAAGAAUAAUUUUAAUUAGAAUGUUUUGAAGAUUAUUUUAUACUCAUAAUCAGGGUUAUUAUGGAUCCACAUUUUGAAAUGCUGUCAAAACAUUAAUUAAUUGAUGUAGGAACCACAUAUUGCUAAUUUACUUUUUUCGACGCGACCCAAUGCUAUGCUUGCCAAAAUGUAAAAUUGAACGGAGACUUAUUAAUCUCGCAUGAAAUAUCUGCAUAUACCAGAAAGACCAUAGCCCGAAAAAGAAAUAAAGAAAACGUUCAUAUCCAGUUCCACUUUAGUUAACUGUUCAAAGUAUCUAAUAAUGUUUAAUUGCAUAUGUUUAAACAAAAAUGUAAGCAGAAUAUGCUGUCAUAGUGUUUUUAAGCUCUAUUACGUGUUGAGAAUUGAGUACCGCCCUUAUAUACCGCUAUAGCCGGUGCUAGUUGGCGUGAGGAAUGUUGCACUUAUUCAUUAUCCCUCAUGAACAGACUCAAUCAAACCGAGUCUGCAAUUUUCAUGUAAUUUUGUUGUAAUUAAUGCUUCCGAUGGAUCACUUUGGUUCCAGAUCUGCCUUAAAAAAUGAAGGGGGAAAAAAGGUGAAAAAAGAGAAAUACGUUUUGGAUUUUCGCGAUCACGGCAGACAGGCUUCAAGUAUAAAAUCAUUUUAAUAAUACUUAAAUAAAUGUUGAGUAAAUUCAUAUGCAAGAAACAAUUUAUAUUUGCAUGAUUUUUGUACUAAAUUCAAAGAACUCACUCGCCACUAUUUCAAGACAAACGAACUGGAAUAGAUUUCCACACUGAAAAGAUUGGAGUGUUCAACAAUGAACAUGUAUUAAUUUUUUUCAUAUGUCAUGUCUGACUUGUGUUCGAAUCCUUAGUGGACAGUAAUAUAACAAUCUAAAUCUUAAGCUUUUGAAGUAUUUAACGGUAUCUAGCGAUAUGACACAUUUUCUUUAUGACAUGUACCCAUGUACCGACUUAACAAUUCAAAUUAAAACCUUUCUUAAGUGGAGACAAAAAAAAAAGAAUUCGUAUCUGAUAAUCAAUGUAUAAAUUACAUAUACAGUAAAGUGCAAUAUUUAGUCCGAGCGAUUUCAAAAUAACAGAAUUAAAAGAAUACGAAUCUCAAAGUCAAAAGUCAAAAACGGCAAAAUUGAAAAUGUUACAGGAUCGGUUUGGUUGAGCCUGUAUAAUGGACGGUUAUGCAAACUACCGUCCACGCCCACUGGCACCAGCUUAAGCAGAACAUGAAAAUGGUCAAAUUUUGAAUUGAGAAACAUCCGCAGAUGAAGUCAUGCUUAUGUAAAUGAAAUAGUAAUGUUAUUUCAGCUAAUGGGUAUCUGUUUUCAUUAAAUGUAGUAGUUUAAUCAUGUAAACUGUCUCUCCACUAAUUUUUACUUAUCUGUCUAACCUCCUUUACAUUUUUUGUGUUACCGUUGGUUUCCUGCCCAUUCUAUGAAUAUUUUAUAAAGAAUCUCUCUGCUCGGUUUACUUUCUUUAACCUUUACACCGUCGAUCUGGGCACAUUUUACGUAUUUGAUACAUCCUUCUUCAAACAAUUUUCUAGUGACUUUUUUCUCUUUUACGCCCAUAAUACACGCAGCAGACGAAUCAAAUCUAUAAUGUUCUAAAAAUAACCUACAAAACCCCGUUUCAAUUUAUAACUCGAUUUAACGUGUACGCAAUUGACCCAUUUGUUGACAACGCUCCCGUCAUUUCAUCCGAAUAUAUAUUGCAUUAGAAUCAAUCCAAAUAACAAGAGAAAAACACGUCAAAAUUGAAAAUGUUGCAGGCUCGGCUUGGAUGGUAGUUGUAAUUGCAAGCUACCGCCCACGCCCCUUAGCACAGACUUUGGUUGAAUCAACAUUUAAUAUGAACUGGUAAAAUAUCUAUUUUUAAAACAUCAA